Klebsormidium nitens is the source of this 1394-nucleotide messenger RNA. The record is from the annotation of a GenBank genome assembly. NCBI's taxonomy places the organism in Eukaryota, Viridiplantae, Streptophyta, Klebsormidiophyceae, Klebsormidiales, Klebsormidiaceae.
GCCUCACUGCCCUCAGGCCCAGGGAAGACUCCGAAGAGCAAGGGAAGCAGCGUAGGAUUGCUGCAGCACUCACGCGAAACGCGAAGGCGCCUUUCAACGUCACAGCUCUAGGAAUGCGCUCAGAGGGCUGGCCCUUUGGUAUCUAGUCUACUACAGGAAGCAAGACGUGAGCGAGUAGAGGGCUAGUGAAGUAAACUUUCGGUCCCGGACAAGACGCCGGAGGAUCUCUUCAGCUCAUUACAGAACACUGCGGCGAUCAAAUGCAAUUCAGAGCGCAGCGGUGAAAGAAGGACAGUCUACAUCAGCUAUAUCAAGCGGUUGGGUUUGGCUUGGCUGACUGCGCGCCAGAAGCUUGGAAUUCGCCCAAUCAGCAACCAUGUCGUUGUACGUAAAUCUGCAGAAUGAAGCAGAGGCAGCUUCUGGAAACAGUGUGCCGGUCGCCGGUGACACAGUCCUACAAUUUCAAGAGUCUACAUUCUCAUCUGGUCAAGCAACUGGAAAGAUGACUGGGAACAACAGGCCUGGAACCUCAGACGCCAACUUCACAACGCCUCUGGCGGGAGGCGCCAACAGUGGACCAGAGGGCGGGCAUCCCGCAGCGCGUGGCAGCAUGUUUUCGAUCAACUACUACCGGCCGUACUUUGACGUGGACACAGUGGAUGUCCUGGGGCGAAUUAAGGACUCGUUCAUCCCCAUCUCGGGCGACUUUGUGGAGAAAAACGCGGCCAAUCCUGACCUGUACGGUCCCUUCUGGAUCUGCACCACGCUGAUCUUUGUCACCGCCGCCCUCGGCAAUUUCGCCACGUUCCUGAGCUUCAAACCGACUGCCGCCGAGCCUAAGUGGCACUACGACAUCAACAAGGUCUCAUACGGCUCCGCCAUCUUCUACGGAUACAUUGGCGUCAUCCCCCUCCUCCUCUUCUUUGUCAUGAAGUACUACAGGGCGGCGAUCGGGCUCGUCCAACUGUGGUGUCUGUACGGGUACUCGCUCGCGGUCUUCAUCCCGAUCACAUUUUUGUGUGUCAUCCCAAUCGAGCUUGCGCGGUGGGGUGUUGUAGCUGCGGCGUGCUUGCUCUCGACCCUCUUCUUGGCGCUGAACAUCCGAGGACACAUUCUGCACACGACGGAGAACUGGUACCUCGUCGUGCUCGCAGUUGUGGCCUUGCAUCUAGCUCUAGGACUGGUUCUGAAGCUUUACUUCUUCACGUACUUCUCGUUCUCACUAUAGUGUGUCCACAAGGGGUAGACUGAUGAGACCUGUUUUGGAAUAUACCGUGAAAUCAAAACGGCGCACAUUUUCGAUCUGCUUUCAUCCAGUCCUUGGCCUGGACCUCUGAGCAAUCGAAUUUCGGACGGCAAUCAGGUCACUUGCAGUGUUGAUGCAUAUAUUCUGG